Molecule: messenger RNA, 708 nt
Organism: Parascedosporium putredinis
Lineage: Eukaryota; Fungi; Ascomycota; Sordariomycetes; Microascales; Microascaceae
Source: the annotation of a GenBank genome assembly
AUGCCUCCCCAGAACUCCCGGAAUGGAGAAACCUUCUCGCCACUCGGUAACGGUGGUAUUAGGCGCACCACAUUUACCAGCGUCGACGGCACGCACACGACGAGCUGGACGAUAUCGUCUGGUCCCAUGUUUGGAAAUCGACGUCCCGGUGACGACGAGACCCCGCCGUUUACUCAUGUUUUCCGAACUAUCCUCGCCGGGCCUGGACUUCGUCCACCCCAUGCGCCCGAGGGGACUGAAGGUAUUGACCGCGCGGAGGGUGUGGGUGGCGCGGAAGGGGAAAGGAAUGCCCGGGAUCCGGCCGGAGAGUUGCUCAUCAGCCUUCAAAAUCUACUCGGACUAAUUGUUGAUCCGGCAAAUGCUCGCCACGGAGAUGCCGUUUACACGCAAGAGGCGCUCGAUCGAAUCAUCUCAAACCUCAUGGAAGCCAAUCCCCAGUCAAAUGCGGCGCCGCCCGCCUCUGACGCUGCGCUUGAGGGCCUGGAACGUAAGAAGAUGGAUGCCGAGAUGCUCGCGCAAGCAGGCGGCAACGUCGAGUGCACGGUCUGUAUCGACGAGAUCAAAAUAGGGGAUGAGGUGAUUUACCUUCCUUGCAAGCAUUGCCACGUACCGGCUCAAACCGAUUUCGAACUCCGGAUGCCGGGAGCCAACCCCGCGGCAGGCGCUGGCCAAACGCAGGGUCUCGGCGAACCUCGAUGUCUCCCCUAA